Heterocephalus glaber (naked mole-rat) is the source of this 903-nucleotide messenger RNA. RefSeq names its product vomeronasal type-1 receptor 2. Gene Ontology annotation, biological process: G protein-coupled receptor signaling pathway. NCBI's taxonomy places the organism in Eukaryota, Metazoa, Chordata, Mammalia, Rodentia, Bathyergidae. The record is from RefSeq and is a predicted model, not a curated record. Gene Ontology annotation, cellular component: membrane. Gene Ontology annotation, molecular function: pheromone receptor activity.
AUGGCCCCUGUGGAUUUGAGAAUUGCAGUGAUCUUCCUUUUCCAGAUUGUCACUGGAACUGCCGGGAACUUAGCACUCUUGGGUCAUUAUUGCAUCCUGUACUUCAGUGGCUGCAGGUCCAGGUCCACAGAUGUGAUCCUCAGGCACCUGAUCGUGGCCAACCUCUUGGUCAUUCUCUCCAGAGGAAUCCCAGAGACCAUGGCAGCAUUUGGGUUGCAAAGUUUCCUCAGUGAUGUUGGGUGCAAGCUUGUGUUCUAUGUGCACAGGGUGGGCAGGGGUGGGUCCAUGGGCAGCACCUGCCUCCUGAGUGUUUUCCAGGCCAUCACCAUCAGCCCCAGGAGCUCCAGGUGGGCAGAGCUGAAAAGGAAAGCCCUAAAAUUUAUUGGCUUGUCUAACAUCCUCUGCUGGGGCCUGCACAUGCUGCUAAAUGUCAGAGUUCCUAUGCUUAUGAGUGACAAAGGGAACAACGGAAACAGCACAAAAACUAUAGAUUUUCAGUACUGUUCAGCUACCCUUCCUGACAAAGAAAAAGAUUCAUUGUUUGGAGUGUUGGCAUUCUCCCAUGACAUUCUGUGUUUGGCGCUCAUGGUCUGGGCCAGUGGCUCCAUAGUUUUCCAUCUGUACAGGCACAAGCAGCGGGUCCACCAUCUUCGUAGCCACAAAAUCUCAUCACCGUCUUCCCCUGAGACCAGAGCCACUCAAAGCACCCUCAUCCUGGUCACUGCCUUCAUAUCCUUCUAUGCCCUGUCUUCCAUCAUUCAUGUUUUGUUUCUCCUUCAUGAUGGAACUGCCUGGUGGCUAGUCAAAACUUCUGCCUUCUCCAAUACUUGUUUCCCCACUGCCAGCCCCCUAAUUCUCAUGAGUCGAGAGCGGUGUGUCUCCAGGGUCAUUUGGAAGAAGUAA